CUCCAAUGUCAAUUUUUUAGACAUACGUGUUUGGCGUUUUCAAUGGAAAUUUGAAAAAUCUACUCUUUAAAAGAUAUUUUAAUUUUAAAGAAAAUGACCGACAUCAUACAGCAAAGUAGAUUUGAGAAAUCUCUGGGCUUAUUGACAACAAAAUUUGUUUCUUUGUUGCAAAAAUCAAAAGGAGGUAUUUUAGAUCUGAAAGUUGCUGCUGAUAUUUUGGAGGUUCGGCAAAAACGCCGUAUUUAUGAUAUAACUAAUGUUUUAGAAGGUAUUGGCUUAAUAGAGAAGAAAAGUAAAAAUAGUAUACAAUGGAAACCAUAUACAGCAGCUAGGGAAUACUGUUCUAAUUUACCAGCGAGUAAUGGUAGCAAUUCAGAUAAUUUUUUAAAAAUAAGGAAACUGAAAGAAGAGUUGGCAAGACUUGACGAAUACGAACAUGAACUUGACCUGCAGAAAUUAUGGAUACAACAAAGCAUAAAAAAUAUCACAGAAGAUUUAGAUACAAGCAAAUAUUUGUAUGUUACCAGCGAUGACUUUCUAAAAAGCCACAAUAAUGAUAAAACAGUGUUUGUUGUAAAUACCCCUAUAAACCAUACAAAUAUGAAAUAUCAAAGUGGUCAGGAUACAUUCAAUUUAAGAAUUAGAUCUUCGAAAAACCCCAUUGUUGCUCAUGUUUUAACAAGAAAUAUUGGUGAUAGUGAAAAACUAAACAGGAAGAGAUCCCAACAACAAAUGCAAUCUGAUAUAGAGGAUUUAAAUAUAAAGAAAGAAGCAUUCUUUGAUGAUCCUGAUUUAAUAACUGCUGAAAUUCUGUUCAGGAAGAUUCCUAAAUAUAAUUUUAAUAGCAGGACUGAAGAUCGAACAGGUGAUGAGCCUUUUCUUCGACUUAGCCCCGUUCCCUUAUCGCAAGAAUAUUCAUUUGGACUACUAGAUAGUGAAGGUGCAUGUGAUCUCUUUGACUUGAGUUUAUAAAUAUUUUAUAUAUAGAUAUUAAACCUUUAUGAAUAAGGUACAAUAAAGUGAUGCUAUUUUUA
Sitophilus oryzae (rice weevil) is the source of this 1034-nucleotide messenger RNA. RefSeq names its product transcription factor E2F5-like. Bases 94 to 972 code for a protein of 292 amino acids. NCBI's taxonomy places the organism in Eukaryota, Metazoa, Arthropoda, Insecta, Coleoptera, Curculionidae. Gene Ontology annotation, biological process: regulation of transcription by RNA polymerase II. The record is from RefSeq and is a predicted model, not a curated record. Gene Ontology annotation, molecular function: protein dimerization activity; RNA polymerase II cis-regulatory region sequence-specific DNA binding; DNA-binding transcription factor activity, RNA polymerase II-specific. The transcript is spliced from 6 exons. Gene Ontology annotation, cellular component: RNA polymerase II transcription regulator complex.